AUGCUGCAAACUGCAACUUUGGUCACGUUCUUCGGACAUUCUGCUACAAUGUCGCCUGUCAAUCUAGCCGUACUCCAAAUAGCAGCUUGUAGUACGAUGAUCACAAUCAUAUAUCAGGAUGCGUUCAGGCUUCAGGACUGGCUGAACGUUGUUCUCUCCUGGCUGCUCUUCAUCAUCUAUUUCCUGCAGAAAAAUAUCAAUACGAAUUCAAGUCUUCCCAAAAGCCCGCAAAUAGCUCAUGCACAUUUCACCCGGAUCUUCCUCGGAUUCAUUCUCUACGCGGCUGUAUAUCGAGGCUCAUUGACAUUUGAGGAAUACUUGACGCCUAGGCCCAUGAUGCUCCCAUACUCCGGUAUUCGCAGCUCUAUCGGAUCUCACAAUGCUAGCACCUUCUCAGUCAAUCUGUCAAAUACGUUGAUGGGAACUAGAGACGACUAUCUCGGAAAACGAAAGUCAUAUGACGCUGUCGUCAACUGGAAGCGGUUGAUGAAUGUAUGUACAGAUACCUUGGACGGGCUUGGGAUCGAGGAUAUCGUAAAUUGUCUUCACUAUCUUUCUCAUGAAGAAAACGACUAUUUCAUUUAUUCAAACACUUCGCAAACACAGAGACUGUAUGACGGAAGCCAAGACGAGGAGACGCCCAUCAACGCAAUCCGUAAGGAUCCAGUGUUCAGUCGGGCUCAAGAUCCCUUCAUUUCAGCCUCACGUUCUUGUCCCGGACAAGUCUUCAAGUUUCACACCUAUUGGACUGGGCAAGCUACAUGGCGAUUCGAGCUCUUCAUUAAGGGCUAUUUAUAUACCCAGCAUCUUGCUUGUUCUCGUCUAUGGAUUUGGCUUGACACAGACAUCGCACCUGAUUCUAUCGACCGCAUGCUCCAUCAUGACGCUUUGUUCCAGCGAUUUGAGACAUUGAUUCAUCAUGGCUACAUGGUCUUGAAGCCAUGGUCUAUACCAGCACGUAUUCCGAUCGCUGGAAGUGGCAGCAGUAACGAGGUCGACUCAACCGGCGUCGUUCGUGAAGAAUCUGGCCAAGUCUAUCUCAUCCCAAAUCCCAUCUAUAAACGUGUCUCGACCCCAACUCAGAUAUCCGACUUUGUCCGCUUCGUGGUCCUUCAUCUCCACGGAGGCGUCUACCUAGACAUGGACGUCCUUCUCCUACGCGACCUUCGCCCCCUCCUUCUUCCGGAUCCAACCGGCUCGGAGCUCGAUACGCAAGCAGCAUGGGCAGAGCAAUGGGUCGAGCGUGCAGAAAGCCCGGGCGACUAUAAUACCGCCGUGCUCGCCCUCCCAGCCAACUCCCCACUCUCAUCUUAUCUUCUCCGCGGUGGCCUGCGUAUGGGUAUGAAUUAUCACCCAAGGGUGUUGGGAAAUAUGCUGUGGAGGGACAGGAAGAAUGGGGAGCUGCCUAUGCUGCACAAUGCAGUCUUUGAUCCGCUGGUGACAAAUUUGAGGCGGAAGAGUACGGAUGUCUGUACAGUCCCGUGUCACAAAAACUUCAAAUCGGUAUUUCUCAAGGUCGUGGAGGAAGCAGGGAGAGAGUGGACUAAUUACAGCGGGGGUCAUAAUGGCAUCAACACGACCCCGAGCGUGCAUCCAGAGGCGAUAGAUAUAGAAAGUUGGCCUCUAAGCACCAACAGAUCACUAGAGCAUUUCUUCCGCGGCGCGUUUGCUUAUCACAUACACAAUCAGUGGAAGGCUUACCCUGAGCCAAACUCCUGGAUGGAUGUCAUUACACGAGCCCAAGAUGGGUUCUUCGCCGGCCAGCGAACGAAUGUUUAUGGGGAGCAAUGGAGAGGCCCUCCUUUGGAGAGCUAUGAUCGCUCGAAAUGGGGAUGGCUAUGA
Molecule: messenger RNA, 1842 nt
Organism: Bacidia gigantensis
Lineage: Eukaryota; Fungi; Ascomycota; Lecanoromycetes; Lecanorales; Ramalinaceae
Exons: 2
Coding region: 1-1842 (613 amino acids)
Source: RefSeq, a predicted model, not a curated record